AGUCUACCCCAACAUCAUGCAACUAACCGCCACAAGGGCGCUAAUUUUAAAGGACGCUGUAUUGAGCGUUUACGGCACGUCAUUCUAAAAUAAAAACAAAUAUGGCGACCAUCCUAAGCAUGCUACGACGUUCUAGCCCAUCAAAAAUUGCAUUUCUCACUUUAAUAAAUAUUGUUGUAGUAAGUUCAAAUAAAGCUGAGUUGUAUACAAUGCAAAAUUUUGAUAGUGUUAGAUCCAGCUCUUAUCCACAUUUCGUGAUGUUUUAUGCUCCAUGGUGCGGUCACUGUAAACGUAUCCAAACAUUGUGGGAUAAAUUUGCUGAAGAAAAUCAUAGUAGAAGACGCUUUAAAGUUGCAAAGGUUGACUGUACACAAACGACACCAUUGUGUGCAAGUGAAAGUAUAAAAGCAUAUCCAACACUCCGUUUAUUUAACGACCAUAAGAAGUACACAUAUAAAGGAAAUCGAAAUAUUGCCGGCCUUAAUGAAUUUGUGAAUAUGAACAUAAAAAGCAUCAAAGAUUGGCAGGUUCCAAUCAACUCUGAACGUGCCGAUCAUGAGAUUAAAGCUGAAGUGAACAGACCUGUCAAAGCGAAAGUAUUAUCUAGUGAUACUUUUCAAAAAGAGAUUGAAGAAAAAUUGGCCUUCGUUGAUUUCUAUGCACCAUGGUGUCCUCAUUGUGUUCAACUUGAACCGGUGUGGAAUGAGUUAGCCACGCAUUUCAAACACGAGUCUGCAAUUACUAUUGCUAAGGUGGAUUGUACAGCAGAACCAGACUUAUGUCAGAGGGAAGAUAUAACUGCUUAUCCAUCAUUGAAUUUAUAUAAAAAUGGCCAAAAGAUAUCCAGUUACCAACAUUCACGUGAUCUAGCAAAUCUCAUUCAAUUUGUCGAGUCAGCUUCAGUUGGUGAGGAUGUUGUAACAGUUCCAAUGGAAGAAUUUCUCCUCAUCGAACCAGAAGACGUUGAAGGAGAAGACAGCAAUCAUAUUGUGCAAUACAUUGACGGUCACAUUUUCUCCAACAAGAUUCAGCUGAAUCCACAUCUGGUGUAUUUUCACAAUGAAUGGUUUCAAACAUCCAAUGAUCAUUUGGAAACGUUUAGUAAAGUAUCAAAGUCAUUAAAACAAUGGGAUUCCAAUGUCAACACAGCUGUUGUUGAUUGCGUAUUAGAUUCAGAAUUCUGUUCAAAGUAUAAGAUUACAUCAUUUCCUUCCAUUAUGUACAUCAUGCAAGAUGAAAAGGAUUUCCUGUUAUACGAAGGCGAUCUAGCAGUAACACCGCUGGUGAAAUUUGCUAUCGAUCCCUACGAUAUCAGCAACGAGAAAAAGAAGGAUGGAAAAGUAGAGCUGUAGAUUAUCAUUCAUGAGAAACUGGAAACCUAUGAUUAGAAAUUUUACCUAUGUUCGACUUUUUGUUUAUCAUUUUCUUAUGGACAAUUUGUGAUUUUUUUACCCGACAAAGAAGUGGAAGCUUUAAAUUGAUAUUUCGACGCACAUUGAACUAAACGUUAUUAUUUAUACUGAUAAAGAUUUGUAGAAUAUAUUUUAUAUUUA
Molecule: messenger RNA, 1553 nt
Organism: Hydractinia symbiolongicarpus
Lineage: Eukaryota; Metazoa; Cnidaria; Hydrozoa; Anthoathecata; Hydractiniidae
Product: thioredoxin domain-containing protein 5 homolog
Exons: 12
Coding region: 102-1352 (416 amino acids)
Biological process (GO): protein folding
Cellular component (GO): endoplasmic reticulum
Molecular function (GO): protein disulfide isomerase activity
Source: RefSeq, a predicted model, not a curated record